AUGUUGCUAACUAUAAUUCUACUCACUUCGAUUUUGACAUCUGAAACUUUUCAAAAAUCACCGUAUUUUUUCAAAUGCCCUGAAAGGUGCCAAUGUUAUGAGGAUAAUGAGCAAAAAUCGCAAGUACAUCUAAUUUGCAAAUGGGAGCAGGUGAGCGAGGAACUGGUUUUUACUAUGAAUGAAAAUGAUACUAAUCGAUUUGAUGUUUUAAUUAUGAUUCGCAAUUUACCCAUUUGUUCAUGCGAAAAUUAUGUGUACUAUUCAAAAAUACUUUGUUGUUUUUUUGGUGGGAAAAAGGGAUAUUUCGGAAAACAAAAAAAAACAACAAAAAAGAUUGGGAAACAAAAGUAAAAAUGGAAGUGCGCUCUAACGAACACUUCAGUUUUCAUUUUUUGCUCGCAAAAAUUCAAACAGUUUUUUUUUCAUACGCGCAAAAAUGUUUGUUUUGAAAAGAAAAUGAAUGAUUUUCAGCUCAACACGACCACAUUUCGCCAUCUUCAAAGACCAGAUCUUGUUCGCACUCUCACAAUUCGUUGUCCACAUUUCUUCUCACAAGUUUCCACCCCAACUCCUGGAUUAUUCCAAGGAUUUGUGAAUUUGGAUCGACUUGAAAUUGAUCGAUGUAAAAUUGACAAAGUUCCGAAUUCGGUUUUUGCUGGGCUUGGUCAACUUAUCUCGUUGAUUGUGAAAAAUGCAAAUAUCCGAGAGCUUCCAGCCGAAGUUUUCGCUUAUAUUCCAAAGUUGAUGACAUUGGAUUUAUCGGGAAAUAAAUUGAAAAUUGAACCACAUUCGAUCAGAUCCUUACAGUAAGUUAACUAUUUAUUAAUGAAAAACUCGGAACUAAUUUUGAAAAAAUUUCAGCGAGCUGAUACAUUUGGAUUUGAGCGACAAUGAAAUCGGAUUUUUGACAAAUACAUUUCUUGGAUUGGUGAAACUUCGUGUUAUUACAAUGAAUAACAAUAAAAUUACAAAUAUUGAUUUUCGAAGGUUUCCGGAAAACCUUACCGAUCUUUCAAUGCGACGCAAUCUGAUAUCAAAUAUUCAUUAUACAAGUGGAAGUGCGAGAAAUUUGAAAAGACUGGAUUUGGCUGGAAAUAUGAUCGAAUUCAUAUCUUCAUCAGCUUCGGGAAGUGUGAAUGUUCUUCCCGCCGAAUUGAAACACGUGGAUUUGUCUUCAAAUCGAUUGAAUCAAAUUUAUGAAGGAUCGAUCAAUCAUAUGAAACAUCUGGUAUUGCUGGAUUUAAAGUGAGCUUGUAAUUGUAUUUUCACAAAAACUUUUAUUUUGUUUUCAGAAAUAACACAAUCAAAGAACUUCGAUUCUCAAGUCUUCGCGGAUCAAAAACACAAAUGAAAGUGUUCUUAUCAAAAAACCCACUUGGCUGUCAUUGUAGUCACAAAUGGAUGACUAAUUCGAAAUCGAAAAAUAUUACAAUUGUUGAUUUGCCAACUGUGACAUGUAAAGAGAUUAUUGAACCUUUCAGUGAAAUGUUAUUGAUGUUGGCAGAAUCGAGGAAUCAGUUAUUGUGUAAAUAUUCGAAUGUGAGUAGAUUGGAAGUAAAUUAUAUAUUUAGUAAUUUGGGAGUUUCACGUUUUGAACAAAAUGUUCAUGAAAUCUUCAAAAAUUAUCAAAAACUUUUUCUGAAAACUAAAAAAUAUGAAAGUUCCAGUUAUUGAUUUUUUUUUAAUUUGUGAAAAUGUUCGAAAAACAUCUAAAUUUUUCAGAUGUGUGAAGAUGGUUGUGAUUGUUGCGAGAAACCGGAUUGCAAAUGUCGGUUCGAAUGUCCCGAUUCUUGUAACUGUUGGAGAUCAUCUGACACUUCAAAUAUCAAGGUAAUAUUUUUCGUUUGCAAAAACAAGUUUUUCAAAUUUUGGAUUAUGAUCAAAAUCUUCGAUUGA
Caenorhabditis angaria is the source of this 1896-nucleotide messenger RNA. The record is from the annotation of a GenBank genome assembly. Lineage: Eukaryota; Metazoa; Nematoda; Chromadorea; Rhabditida; Rhabditidae.